Molecule: messenger RNA, 593 nt
Organism: Dermacentor silvarum
Lineage: Eukaryota; Metazoa; Arthropoda; Arachnida; Ixodida; Ixodidae
Product: nucleolar and coiled-body phosphoprotein 1-like
Exons: 2
Coding region: 27-545 (172 amino acids)
Source: RefSeq, a predicted model, not a curated record
CCAGGGUCGCCAAGGCCCCCUCCAAAAUGGCCUCGAGGGCGACAUCUAUGGCGCCGUCCAGAGCAGGCAGUCAAGAGAAGGGAGCCAAGCAGUCGCGCAAACAGUUCUUCACCAGCAAGUCGUCGUACUCGAAGUCGACCAGUUCGAAGUCAUCAGGAAAAAUGAAGAAGGGCGGCUCCGACGAAGCAGCCAGAGGGAAAGCCUCCAGGGCCGCCGCGAAGGCCAAGCCAGAUUCGAAGGCGGCUUCGAAAUCGGCUCCCAAGGCGGCUUCGAAGAAAGCGCCGGGCUCCGACUCGGGCUCUCAGGGGUCCGGCAGCGAGGAAGAGGCUCCCAAGAAGAAGCAGCCGAAGAAGAAAAAGAAAUCUAGCGACGAAGACGAGGACACCAGCGAGGAAGAGAAGCCGAAGAAGAAAAAGGCGGAUGAGGACGCCAAGGAGGAAGGCGACGAGGCUAAGGAAGGAGAGGGAGAGGAGGAAGAAGAGGAAGAGGAAGAAGAGGGCGUCUACAUGAGCACCACAGAGUUUGAGGCCUACAUAGCUCGGUGAGCACCCAACGGGAUGUGGUUUGCAAGCGAAAUGUUUGGGCUCGUUAGU